This is a messenger RNA of Zingiber officinale, 1095 nucleotides long. RefSeq names its product DNA polymerase-like. The transcript has a single exon. Gene Ontology annotation, molecular function: DNA binding; DNA-directed DNA polymerase activity; nucleotide binding. The record is from RefSeq and is a predicted model, not a curated record. Lineage: Eukaryota; Viridiplantae; Streptophyta; Magnoliopsida; Zingiberales; Zingiberaceae. Gene Ontology annotation, biological process: DNA replication. Bases 1 to 1095 code for a protein of 364 amino acids.
AUGAAUGCUCUCUAUGGGCGCUUCGGAAUGAACCCCCGGGGUAAAGUGACCGAGAUCUGCUCUUUCUCUCGUUACGAAGAGUUGCUGUUUCAAUCUGGUUUUCACUCAGCAGAUAAAUUGAGUGACGAUUAUUUCGUCGUCAAUUACAAGACGAACGUCGGCAGUGAAGAAGAAUGGCGUCCCCCCCGUAAUUUAGCUAUGAAAAUUUCUGCUGCUAUCGCUGCUUACGCUAGAAUUCACAUGUAUCAAUUCAUUUCACGUGGGGACUGCUACUACACUGAUACCGACUCCGUUGUUCUUGGCUCUCCUCUUCCGGAUGAAUGGGUAUCUUCCAGUGAAUUAGGUAAAUUCAAGCUUGAGCAUAAGGUUAGGACGGGGAUCUUUCUUGCUCCGAAAAGUUACAUCCUUGAGACCGAAGAAAAUAAGGAAAUAAUAAAGUACAAAGGCCCGGCCAGAGAUUUGGUAACAGCGGAAUGGUUCAAGCUUCAACUAGCCGAUCUUUCUCGAACGGAGGAAAUACCGCAUUCUGAGAACUUUCGCAUUGAUUGGAAUUCAUUCCAGAUUCUGAAAAAAGAUACUAUGAUCAAAUUGGCACUGCCGCGCAGCAAGAAAAGAGCUUAUGUAUAUGACGAGCAGGGUUCAUGGGUCGAUACGAAACCUGUGGAUAUUAUAGAUAUGGGAAGCCCAGCUGCCACGGCUGAUUUGAAAGAAAAACUCUUCGACGAGAGCAAGAUGGAUCAUGCAGCGCAGAUGGCUUCUAGGGAGGGAGAGAUUUCUGCGAGGGAGAGAGAGAUGAUUGCAAGGAUAACUGCAAGGGAGAAACUUCUAGAGGACAGGGAGAGACGGGUAGCUGCGGAGAAAGAAAACCUGGAGAAGACAGCGAGACUAGCUGCCGAGAAGGCAAAAUUCCUUGAGGAGAAAGAAAGACUAGCUGCCGAGAGGCAGGGGGCGAACAUCUGGCUGAGAUUGCAAUCAUUUCUGAUUCCUAAAGCAGAAAUAGUUCAUCCGUCAGAGUCCGAGAAAGCGGAAAAGGAGGAGGCGUCCGAAAUGUCAACGCGGGAUAAGGAGAUAGCGAAUCCCAAACCAUACGAAUAG